CACGUAUGGCAUAAUUACUGACUGCAUGUAUCGCCCAUUUGCCAUUUUGCUGGUUUGUGCAGUCCAUAUAAUUGGACUUUAUUAUUGAAUUUCAGAACACUCAUCCAGGACUUCUGAAAUUGCAAAAUUUGUGGGCCGUCUGAGUAACGCCCCUCUCGUAUUAUAGCAAUAUCAUUAUCGGUUAGGAUACAGCCGAGCUACUCUGCAACAGAGCUCCACCAACAUGUCUAUUGGGGGCUAUAAUGUCGGAUCAAGUUUUCAGCGAAGGUUUGACAAGAUUUGCUCGGCAUCGAAUUGACCAAAAUCCAUGUUUACCACCCAAAAAAUUGACCAGAUCAACCGCUUGCAUUGCUCAAAAACAUAAAUGCGCGGAGAAACUGCGGCUCCGUAGCGAUCUGAUCUGCUCCCUCUCAUCGAGUUUGCGAAUUACAGCUCACGCUGUUCAUUUCACAAUAUGCGUAGUGGCAUCUCAAACAAACCCUGUAGCAAAGCUACAAUAAGUUCAAGAGCAGCAAUAUAGCUUCAGGCUACCGAAGCACCCGAU
Molecule: messenger RNA, 544 nt
Organism: Plasmopara halstedii
Lineage: Eukaryota; Oomycota; Peronosporomycetes; Peronosporales; Peronosporaceae
Exons: 1
Coding region: 243-500 (85 amino acids)
Source: RefSeq, a predicted model, not a curated record